Rhagoletis pomonella (apple maggot) is the source of this 605-nucleotide messenger RNA. RefSeq lists its product as uncharacterized. The transcript has 3 exons. Bases 39 to 605 code for a protein of 188 amino acids. The record is from RefSeq and is a predicted model, not a curated record. Gene Ontology annotation, cellular component: nucleus. Lineage: Eukaryota; Metazoa; Arthropoda; Insecta; Diptera; Tephritidae.
UUUCGAUGCUGUAGCGUAGUGUGAGAAAAUUGUUGAAAAUGUCUAAGGUCGUGAGUACUAAACAGCAACUCGAAAGGCUGGUUUCAUUGAUGGAAGAAAAUCCUCAACUUGCGAAAGGGAUUUGUACGAAGCUUCAGGCGGCAAAAAAGUGGGAAGAUAUUGCGCUGGAGCUCAAUUGUUUAGGACCACCAAUUAGAACGACAGCAAAGUGGAUUAAGGUGUGGGCUGACAUGAAAUCGAAGACCAAAAAGAAAAUGUCACAAAAUAAGGCUGAAUACCGAGCAACAGGUGGAGGACCAAACAGGCUUCAAUCUUAUACAAAUAUUGAGGAGGCCAUAAUUGGAUUACUCGAGCUUGAUGCCUGUGUGAAUCCACCAGGAGCGGAAUUCGGCCUAGAUAUAAGUGAUAAUCAGCGCCUAGAUUCGCCUGAGCCGGCUCCAGCAGAUGAAAACCAGCCACCAUUCGAUUUGGAAACGAGCAAUGAAGACCGAAACUAUGCAGUUGGCGAAAAUACAACACGAACCCCCCAGAAAAAAACGGUGCCACAAAACGGAGAGACUGAGGUUGUUGGAAGCCCAGACAAAUGCCCAGAAGGCUUUUUAUGA